Molecule: messenger RNA, 1409 nt
Organism: Annulohypoxylon truncatum
Lineage: Eukaryota; Fungi; Ascomycota; Sordariomycetes; Xylariales; Hypoxylaceae
Product: glycoside hydrolase family 5 protein
Exons: 3
Coding region: 60-1286 (408 amino acids)
Molecular function (GO): hydrolase activity, hydrolyzing O-glycosyl compounds
Source: RefSeq, a predicted model, not a curated record
CGACAAUUCACUCGCGGUCAAUCUUUGCAAUCAAUUUGCAAACAGGAUCAAUCGUCAGGAUGGUCGUCACGGUAUCCAGUCUUCUGUCGUUCACUCUGCUUGCGGGCGGAGUCCACGCUGCCUCCUUGCACAGAAUGAGAAGCAGGGUAGCCCCUGAGGGCUUCGUUACCGUCAAGGAAGGCAAAUUCCAGCUCGAUGGGAAAGACUUCAAUUUCGCUGGAAGCAAUGCGUACUAUUUUCCCUUCGACAGCAAUGCGACCGAUGUUGAGCUUGGACUCGCUGCUGCCAAGGAUGCCGGGUUGAAGGUGUUCCGCACUUGGGGCUUCAACGACAAGAACGUGACCUUCGACCCCCAAGGCUUACCUCAGUACGGCGGCGAAGGCGCGGGCGCUACAGAUGCUAUCUUCCAGUGGUGGGCGAACGGCACGUCCACCAUCAACAUCACCGAGUUCGACAAGGUGGUCGACGCCGCUACUAAGGCGGACAUUAAGCUCAUCGUCACCUUCACCAACAACUGGGCCGACUACGGCGGCAUGGACGUCUUUACCAUCAAUCUCGGCGGGCAGUACCACGACGAUUUCUACCGCCUCCCCCAGAUCAAAGACGCGUAUAAGCGGUACAUAUCAACAUUCAUCUCGCGCUACGCAAACUCCCCGACGAUCAUGGCCUGGGAACUCGCCAACGAGCCGCGCUGCAGCGGCGACGCCGUGCGCAACCUCCCCACAUCCGACAACUGUACAGCCGCCACGCUAACCACAUGGAUCGACGAGAUGAGCUCCUACAUCAAGGGCGUCGACGCGAACCACCUAGUAACAUGGGGCGGCGAAGGCGGGUUCAACCGGGCCUCAGACGACUGGGCGUACAACGGGGCGGACGGGGGGGAUUUCGACGCGAACCUAGCGCUCCCCAACGUCGACUUCGGCGUGUUCCACACGUACCCCGAUUGGUGGACGAAGACGGUGGCGUGGACGGACCAGUGGAUCCGGGACCAUGCUGCGGCGGCCAGGGAGGCGGGGAAGCCGGUCGUGCACGAGGAGUACGGGUGGAUGACGCCGGAGGUGCGGGAGCAGAACGGGAUCCCCGCGUCCAACGCGACGAGGGUCGAGGUAGAGGGCGGGUGGCAGAAGAUCAUGCUCGAGGAGGGCAUGGCGGAUAUGUACUGGCAGUACGGCUUCUCGGGGUACUCUUACGGGCGGAAUCAUAAUGAUGGGUUUACUAUUUACUUGGAUGAUGAGGAGGCGCAGACGCUGGUGUAUGAGCAUGCCAAGGAAGUUAACAGUCUCUAGGCUGAUUGUGAGACCCUUUUUUACAGAGUCAUGGGAUACUGAAACAUUGAGCUAGACUGAAUACCAAUCUAUAGAUGAGAUUACAUGAAUAAACGUCAAUGUGGGUGACUCAUUUCGUAGAAU